AUGUCCAGAAGAUACGACUCCAGAACGACCAUCUUCUCGCCUGAAGGCCGUCUCUACCAAGUCGAAUAUGCACAGGAAGCCAUUUCUAACGCUGGAACGGCAAUUGGCAUCUUAUCCACCGAGGGAGUGGUGUUGGCGUGUGAGAAGAAGUUCACAUCCAAGCUCUUGGACAGCGACGGCUCCGCAGAAAAGUUGUACCAUAUCAACGACCAGAUGAUGUGUGCAGUUGCUGGAAUGACGGCAGACGCCUCGAUUUUGGUCAACCAUGCCCGUGUUUCGGCUCAAAGAUACUUAAAGACAUAUAACGAGGAGAUUCCAUGUGAGCUCCUUAUAAAAGGAGUGUGCGACGUUAAGCAGGGCUACACGCAGCAUGGUGGUUUGCGUCCGUUUGGUGUGAGUUUCCUUUAUGCUGGCUACGAUGACCGCUAUCAGUUCCAGCUCUUCACAUCCAAUCCUAGUGGAAACUACAGUGGAUGGAAGGCCACGUCCAUUGGUGCCAACAACCUGGCUGCUCAGACAUUGUUGAAGAAAGACUAUAAGGAUGAUUUGCUGUUGAAGGAUGCAUGUGAGUUGGCCAUUAAAGUUCUUUCGAAGACAGUGGAUAGUUCGAACUUGAAUAGUGAGAAGUUGGAGUUUGCCACGUUGAGCUUAGGAAAGAAUGGGGUUGUCCGUAAGAUUUGGAGCGAUGAAGAUAUCGAUGUUUUGAUCAAGGCGCUGGGUGUGUUGGAGAAAACUGACGACGAGUAG
This is a messenger RNA of Sungouiella intermedia, 747 nucleotides long. Lineage: Eukaryota; Fungi; Ascomycota; Pichiomycetes; Serinales; Metschnikowiaceae. The record is from the annotation of a GenBank genome assembly.